GAGUCGCGGGCCGGGCGCCACCCACGUGUCCGAGCGCGCCCAUCUCUCCGGGCACGCCGUGCCAGCCAGCGCGCGGGGCGAACGGCCUGGCAGCCCGAGCCGCAGGGGGCGGGCCCCCGCAGAGCCGGCGGGCGGCGGGACUGCAGUGCCCCCGAGCCCGCGCCCCCCACUCGCACGCCCCGCGCGCACACGCCCGCGCACACGCUCCAACGGGAGCCUGGCCCCGGGUGCGGGCGCGCUGCCGCGAUGGCUUCUGCGCUCCACGGCCAAAGCCACGCUCCGGGGGGCGCCGGCUGGAGGAUGGACUGCGACGACCCCGACAUGCACGUGAAGAUGUGCAAAAAGAUCGCCCAGCUCACCAAGGUGAUCUACGCCCUGAACACGCGGCAGGACGAGGCGGAGGCCAGCCUGGAGGCGCUGCGGGAGGCGCACCAGGACGAGCUGCAGCGCGCCGAGGGCGCGGGCGAGGCGGCGCUGCGGGAGCGCGUGCGGGCGCUGGAGAGCGCGCUGGAACUGCAGACGCGCCGCACGCAGGAGGCGCUGGCGCAGUCGGCCUCGUGCCGCCUGCAGAGCCACGAGCGCGAGCUGCGGGCCGAGGCCGAGCACGCCGAGCGGGUGCUCGCGCUCUCGCAGGAGAUGCUGCAGCUCAAGGCCGACCUGGAGAAGCGGCGGCGGCCCCUGGGCGGCCCCGAGCCCCCGCCGUGGGGCGGCCGCCCGUCGCAGGAGAGCCCCGAGCCGCAGGCCGAGCCGGGCCGCGACGACCCGGGGAUGCGCGAGGUGCUGCAGGAGGUGGAGCGCCUGCGGGGCGAGAACCAGCAGCUGAGCAGGGACUACGCGCGCAAGGCCGAGGAGCUGCAGGCCACCUACGAGCGCGAGAACGAGGCCAUCCGCCGGGCCAUGCAGCAGUCGGUGAGCGAGGCGCUGUGGCAGUGGCAGGAGAAGGAGACCGACCUCCGCAGGAACUUCCAGGUGCAGGAGACGGCGCUGCAGGCGCAGGUGCGGAAGCUGGAAGGCGACCUGGAGCACCGCGGCCGCAAGAUCAGCGACCUGAAGAAGUACGCGCAGAAGCUGAAGGACCGGAUCCAGGACCUGGAUGUGCAGCUCAAGGAGGCUCGGCAGGAGAAUUCCGAGUUGAAGAGCACCGCCAAGAAACUCGGGGAGAAGCUGGCAGUGGCCAAAGACAGGCUGAUGCUGCGGGAGUGUCACGUGACCCAGAAAUCAGAUGACACGAAGACACAGCUGUUCCCCGAGCAUGAAGUCCUGGGAGAAGCCAAUGACGCAGAACCCGGCAGCCCCCCUCCUCAGCAGGAUCCCAGCUUCCUGCCAGAGUGUUCAUGUGUGAAAGGAGACCCCGAAGGGCAGGGGGCCCAGGACGAGGCAGCUGUGAGGACGGAGUCCGCGAAGCAGCAGUACCAAGAAGACCUGCGCAAGAUUAAGCAGCAGACGGAGGAGGAGAAGGAGCGUCUCCGGGAGCAGCUGGUGCGGCGCCUGGAGGAGCUGGUCAAGAAGCACACGCUGGAAAUCAAGUCUGUGCGCUCCUCGGUGGAGGCCGAGAGAAGGAAGCUGCAGAGGGAAGUGGAAGCCAAGCUGGAGGAGGUGACGAAGAAGUCAGAAAAUCGAGUCAAGCAACUGGAAGAAGAGAAAGCAGCGCUCAGUGCGAAGCUUCAGAACUCCCUGCGGGAAGUUUUAAGACUGGAAGAAUUGAUCCAGCAGAACCAGAUCCAGUCCCCUAGAGGUGAGGAGAGGGAAGCUGACGCCCAGCACUACAGCACCGUCUUGACCCAGGACCCAGGCUUGAAGCUGAACCAACCUUCCGAGAACCUUCGCAGAGAAAAAGAGCAAGAGAAGUUCGCUGCUGAGGAAGGAAGCAGCAGUGAUGAGGAGGAGAGGAUCCAGCCGCCCUUCCGGGAGAGAGCUGACCCGCAGCCCACAGCCGACUCUGUGCCGGACGAGCAGAGUCCCAAGCUGCAGGAGUGGCCGAGGCAGAAGGCGCAGGCCACAGAUGAGCGGCUGAAGAAGGAAUGCGGCCACAGCCCGAGCACCACGAAGGGCCAGCACCAGGCACAGCAGCCGGAGCUCCAGGCCAGGGAAAAGGCGCCACAGGAGCUUCCAGGGGAGCUGGAGAAGACACAGGCGCAGCUGAUCGAGACCCUCCAGAAGGAGCUGGCCGAGCAGCAGGCCGCCUGCUGCGAACACCGGAAGGACUUGGAGGCCCUGCACGCUGAGCGGAGGGCACAGCGCAGCCUGGCUCAGGGUCCGAGUGAUAGUGAGGACCACGCUGGCACCGCAGAGGAAGGGAUGGGCGCUGCUGAGCUGCUGAGCGGUCCAUGGGAGGAGAACGCACAACUCAAGGAUGCGGUGCGGCGGCUGCGUGCAGAGGUAGAGCAGCACCAGCAGGAGGCGCUGCAGCUCCGCGAGCAACGCAGGCUGCUGGAGGAGGAGCAGCAGGCCCAGCGGGCCCGGGAGGUGGACGUGCUGCGCCAGGAGCACCGGAAGGAGCUGCAGGCCCUGGCGGCAGACUUCAGCAGUGCUCAGGCCCGGCUCCAGGCCCGGCUGGCCGCCCUGGAGACUGAGCGGAAAGACGCCGCGGAGAAGCCCGCCAAGGGGGCGUCGAGGCCCGAGGACCUGCAGCUCAUCGGCCGCCUGCAGACCCGCCUGAAGGAGAGGGAGGACUUCAUCCGGCAGCUCACGGAGGAGCGGAGGUUCCACUACGCCGCCUUCCCCAGUGCCAUGGCCCACCGCAACCGCUCCUUCUCCUUCAACCCUCACCCGGGCUACCUCACUCCUUCCAUGAAGAAAAAGAAGCUGGAGGAGGUGCCCAGCCGAGUGGUGAGCGUGCCAAACCUGGCCUCCUACGCCAAGAACUUUCUGAGCGGCGACCUGAGCUCCAGGAUCAGUGCUCCUCCCCUGACCAAGUCCCCCAGCCUGGACCCGAGCCCCAGCGGUGGCCGCCCCUACAAAGCCACCCAGUCUCCGGACGUGAAAGCUGCCACCAGGGCACAAGAAGGUGAAGCAGGCCAGUCCAAAGAAGCACAGCAGAAGCAGGGCUCAGCCCACCAGGAAUGGUUCACCAAAUAUUUUUCUUUCUAAAUACACCCUUGGGAUAUGGCAUAAAGAAGACACUGAAGAA
This is a messenger RNA of Sorex fumeus (smoky shrew), 3130 nucleotides long. It is a transcript of the gene FAM184B, whose product is annotated as family with sequence similarity 184 member B. The record is from RefSeq and is a predicted model, not a curated record. The transcript has 17 exons. Lineage: Eukaryota; Metazoa; Chordata; Mammalia; Eulipotyphla; Soricidae. Bases 247 to 3090 code for a protein of 947 amino acids.